Molecule: messenger RNA, 1572 nt
Organism: Andrographis paniculata
Lineage: Eukaryota; Viridiplantae; Streptophyta; Magnoliopsida; Lamiales; Acanthaceae
Product: piriformospora indica-insensitive protein 2
Exons: 2
Coding region: 13-1428 (471 amino acids)
Molecular function (GO): protein binding
Source: RefSeq, a predicted model, not a curated record
GAGUUGAUUCCAAUGGCGGAAUUGGGGGUGACCGGUUUUGUUGUUCUCUUAUUGGCGCUGGCAUUCGAACCCGGUUCGGUUUUUUCGCUGAGCCGGUCCGAGCAGGAGGCCGUCUACGCCGUGCUGGAAGGUGUGAACUCGGCGGUUUCAUGGCGGAGCCUCUUCCCGGACGAUCUCUGCUCGUCGGCGCCGCACGGCGUCGUUUGCGAUUUCUUCACCGAUUCCGCCACCUCCGGCGCGGCGGUUCCCCACGUGAUCGAGCUGAGCUUUGGGUACGUGUCGGAUUAUUCCCCAAAUCCGCCGUGCGGCCCAAACCCUAAUUUCGACCCUUUACUCCUUCUGCCAUUAACGCACCUCAAGAAGCUUUUCUUCUUCAGAUGCUUUACUGAAUCAGAAUUCCCAUUCCCCGAUUUCUCCCCGCUCUCGUCUCCUCCGCCAUUGGAGGAGCUCGUAUUCAUAGAGAAUCCAUCUCUGGUGGGGACGAUGGAGGGCAGAAUUGGGAAGCUGCAGAAUUUGAGGAGAUUGAUAGUGACAGGGAGUGAGGUUUCAGGCAGUAUUCUUACAACAUCAAAUUCAUUCGAUGUUUUAUCGAAUCUUGAGCAGCUAACCCUUUCAAGAAACAAAAUCAAAGGUGAGAUUGCAGAAGCUGCUUUUGAAAGCUUGAGGAAACUGAAGAUUCUUGAUUUGAGCUACAAUGAGUUUCAAGGAACUCUUCCAGACUCCAUUGGCAAAUCCGGUGAGCUAUUGAAGCUUGAUCUGAGCUACAAUGGCUUCUCAGGGAGAAUACCAGAGGCCCUCAAAGGUAUAAAGAAUUUGGAGUUUCUUGAUUUAAGUUACAACAAUUUUACCAAUGAUGGAGUGCCAUUGUUCCUAUCUGAAAUGUCAAAUCUGAGGGAAGUUUAUUUGAGUGGGAACCUUCUUGGAGGGGAGAUUCCUGAGAUAUGGGGUGCGCUAGGGGGGGUAAGGGGGGUGGGGUUAUCAGGGGUGGGACUUGUUGGGAAUAUUCCAAGAUCAAUGGGGCUACAUUUGGGAGGAUUGUGUUACUUAGGGCUUGACAACAACAUGCUUGAAGGUGAAGUUCCUGAGGAGUUUGGGGGUUUGAGUUUGCUGAAUGAGUUGAAUUUGGAGAACAAUAAUUUGAGUGGGAGGCUGCCAUUUUCAGCUGGUUUUGUUGCUAAGCUUGGUGGGAGGUUGAAGAUGGAGGGCAAUUUGGGGAUUUGCAUUGAUGAGGGAUUGAGGUCUGCAAAGGUCAGUGGUGGUCUGAAAGUAUGCAGACAACCUGAUCUUCCCAAAACUGCCCUUUUCCAUGAGAAUUCUUGUUCUUGUCCAUGGCAGGUGGGGGUGAGAUUUUGGGAUUCUCGUGGCAAAAAUAUCCACUUGGAAUCAGCUGAGCCAUUCUGGAGUGAAGGGAACAGUUCAAUGACUUAGACACAGGCAUUUCAUUGUCCUUGGAAUAAAUAAUUGAGUAGCACUAAUAAAAUAAUGGUCUCAUUCUCAACACAUUCCAUUUUUGUGUAAUAUUGUAAUCACCACCACCAGUUUUAGAAGUUUUAAAUUAUUUAUUAUUUGGAU